This is a messenger RNA of Numida meleagris (helmeted guineafowl), 5383 nucleotides long. RefSeq names its product PAS domain containing repressor 1 (gene PASD1). Gene Ontology annotation, molecular function: RNA polymerase II cis-regulatory region sequence-specific DNA binding; protein dimerization activity; DNA-binding transcription factor activity, RNA polymerase II-specific. Lineage: Eukaryota; Metazoa; Chordata; Aves; Galliformes; Numididae. The transcript has 22 exons. Gene Ontology annotation, cellular component: CLOCK-BMAL transcription complex; cytoplasm; nucleus. Gene Ontology annotation, biological process: regulation of transcription by RNA polymerase II; circadian regulation of gene expression. The record is from RefSeq and is a predicted model, not a curated record. The coding region runs from base 459 to 2969 and encodes 836 amino acids.
CACAACCAAAAAAUAGAAAAGUGAUGCAGGGAACUCUAGGCUUGCUGGCUUGAAUGCAAUAGUACAUGGUGUCUCGUGACGUAUUUUGUAGGAAAGAAUAAUUAGACAUGGAAAUAAUGAGGAAGAAGAAGAAAUUGCAGUGAGAUUUUAUCAAAGACGGAUUGUGGGAGACUAAUCUAACAUGUUUUUUAUAUAACAGAUUUCUUAGGUGGGGUAAUGCAGGAAUGUGAUUUAUGUAGGGCCAAGCACUUGAUACCGUGCCUCACGGGACAUGGUUGCUUAAAAUGAAGGUGGCUCAAUGCAAGAGCUGAAUGGUGGAGCUGGAGCUGGCCAAGCAGAAGGAUUAAUUUUUCUCCAUCUCUAUUUACAUGGUGAUAAGAAGUGCUAAUCCCACUCCGUCAGUCUGGACUGAUGAAUCUGAGGAGUAGAACAGAGCCCUGCGCUGUGUAGACGAACUGAUGGAUGAAGAUGAGAAGGACAGGGCAAAGAGGGCAUCACGCAACAAGUCUGAAAAGAAGAGGAGAGACCAGUUCAAUGUCCUCAUUAAAGAGCUCUGCACGAUGCUGCAGGGCCACGGCCACCCCCUCAAGAUGGACAAAUCCACCAUACUGCAGAGGACCAUCGACUUCUUACAGAAACAGAAAGAAAUCACAGCACAGACAGAAGCCUGUGAGAUUAGACAAGACUGGAAGCCUUCAUUUCUUAGCAACGAGGAGUUCACCCAGUUGAUGUUAGAGGCGUUAGAUGGCUUUCUCAUUGCUCUUACCACUGAUGGGAUUAUUAUUUAUGUAUCCGAUAGUGUCUCAUCUCUGCUCGGACACUUACCGUCAGAUUUGGUGGACCAAAAUAUAUUAAACUUUCUGCCUGAGCGGGAGCAGAGCGAGGUGUACAAGCUCCUUUCUCCACAUGUGCUCAUGACGGACCCCGUUGCAGCUGAUUUUCUGAACGUGGAAAAGCAAAUAGAGUUUUGCUGCCAUUUAGCGAGAGGCAGCUUAGAUCCAAAUGAACCUCUGACAUAUGAAUAUGUGAAAUUUGUAGUGGAUUUUAAAUACUUUACUCACGUGCCUACACCCUCCUGCAAUGGCUUUGAGUCAGCUAUUGCACGAGCUUUCAGGUCAGCCACAGAGGAGCAGAUUUGCCUCGUAGCAACGGUUCGUCUCGUCACACCACAGUUCUUAAAGGAGCUCUGCAGCGUUGAAGAGCCAUGUGAAGAAUUUACAUCGAGGCAUAGUUUGGAGUGGAAGUUUUUAUUCUUGGACCACAGGGCUCCGCCUAUUAUAGGAUACUUACCCUUUGAGGUGCUGGGAACAUCAGGCUAUGACUACUACCACGCAGAUGACCUGGAGCUUCUCGCUAGGUGCCAUGAACACUUGAUGCAAUUUGGAAAAGGCAAGUCGUGUUACUACCGGUUCCUGACCAAGGGCCAGCAGUGGAUCUGGCUGCAGACACACUACUACAUCACCUACCACCAAUGGAAUUCCAAGCCCGAGUUCAUUGUGUGCACUCACCUGGUAGUUAGUUACGCAGAAGUCCGAGCUGAAAGAAGGCGAGAUCUUGGCCUUGAAGAGUCAUCCAUUGAACUGGCAUCCUCUUCUGUAAAGAGCCAUGGCAGCUACCUGGAGGUGGGCCGCUGCGGCAGCAGCCAGGAUGCCAGCCGGGAGGGCAUGUCGCUGUCGUCCCACAGCUCCCGCCGCUCCUCGCACACCGCGCUCUCCGACUCCGCCUCCACCUCGUCCAUCCGACACACCGACACCAGCACUCCCACCCGGCCGGCGGUGCCGGAGAAGGCGUCCCUGCGGCUGGCGGCGGCUGGAAGCGCUCAGGCCAUAGCAACGCCUCCAGCCGCGGGCGAACACCUCCCUCAGCAGCCGGCGGUCCCCUCCCAGCAGGCUGUGAUGUGGGACCGGCCCGAGUCGUGCCCGCUCUCUGCCCCGCAGCCCGUGUACCACUUCCCAGCCCCGCUGGGCAUGAUGCACCAGCUGAAGGAGCAGCUGGAGGAGAGGACGCGCAUUCUGCAAGCGGACAUCAAGACGCAGCAGGAAGAGCUGCACGUCAUCAAGGAGCAGCUCCAGCUGGUGCAGGACUCCAACCUGCAGAUGCUGAUGCAGCAGCCGAUCCCCCUGGUCUUCAACAACGCGCAGCGCCAGAGCCCUCGGAGGGCCCCGCCGCCGUCCCGGCAACCCGGCACCAAGAAGGCCGCGCAGCCGGGCCCCAUGGCCAAGCACUACGGGCCACACCCCGUGCCCACCCCGCGCCCGUUCCUCAGGGAGCCCAGCAGCACUCCCUCCCAGGUACCACAGCAGCAGCAGCACCUAAUGCGAGGAAAUCAAGCCCAGCCAACGUGUCUGCCAGGGCAGACGAGCAUUUCAGUGCCCCUCUACAACAACCCCACGGUGUUUUCACAAGCACAUCCCAUUGCAGUGGCUGCACAGCUGCCGACCGAUGUUAGUGAAAGACAGACACAGUCUGACUACAGCCAGGACAGGAGCCUCAGGAUGCUGCUGGACCAGUCCAUCCAGGCCAUGGUGCCCGCCGCCAAUGGCAGCGCUCCGUCCGCACCGAGCAGCACCAGCAGGCAGCCUGGGAACAGAUUCGUGGCAGAGCAGCAGCCUUUGCCUCCCCCCGCGCAGAUGCAGCCCAUCAGUGGCAGCACGGUGCGGCCCCCCGCCCCCUCGCCCGUGUUCUCCCCAUCUGUGAUGCUCCCCCACAGCAGCUUCGUGUCCCACCCUGGCAGCUCCCCGCUGCACCUCCACCCCUGGCCGCAGCAGCAGGUCCAGCAGCACCGUCUCUACCUUCAGAUGCAAGGAGCCGAGGUGGUGCCGGGAGUCCCCAGCCCACGCGUGUUCCAGCCGCCCCACGUCCCGCAGCAGAGCCCCCUGAGCUACUUCCUGCACCCGCAGCCGCAGGGCCGCCAUGCGCAGGGCCAGCCCUGCAACCUGCCCGACCUGCCCGAGAUGCAGCUGCCCUGACCAACAGCCGCUCAGAUCAGCGAGACCCCACCGGGGGACACCUCACCGAGUGGCAUUGCCAUGGGCCCAGCUGGAAUCUCCUGAUGGCACCACUGCCACCACCCAAGAGAGCCCGUGAGCUGCGAGCCCCAGCCAGGCCUGCCCCGAGGGAGCGCACCGUCAAGCCGAGGAGCAGGAGGAUGCUCACCUAGGGCUCCUGCCCGCCCGCCAAACCUGCAGACUUGGUGAGAAAGGUGUGCUUGGGGCCGGUCGCCGAGCCGUGCCUGCCCGUGUCAGUGCUGGCUGCAGAUCUUUGGCCUGAAGGGGACAGCAGCCCGGCUGCAAGCAGGUUGGCUGAGGUCCCCGUGGGGAUGGCGGCACUGCAGACAAGCCCUGUCCCAUCAGGGCCUCGGUGCUGGCAGUCACUGUGACGCUGAUCCCAGCGCCCGCAGCACGCCGCGGGGUUCCCGUGUACAUAGCUCGUCUCGCUCCCGUAGGUCCGUCGUGGAGUUUUUCCUUAUUUCUAUACCUCAGCCCCACCGUUUUGUUUUCCAGGAGAUUGGAUAAUGCUGCUAAUUUACGUAACACCACUUUUGCCUGAAUUUCUUACUGUUGUUAAACCAGCUCACAUCACAACCAAUAAGAUACUCCUCAUCUUUUAUUUUGGUUAACAAGUGCAGAGAAAUUUAUAUGGUUUUUACUCCCUGUAGCCAAAUAUUUUCCAGGUUGUGUACAAAGAAUCUUUGCUCUUUCUCCUCUGUUGUUUUGCUCCGUUCCAGGUGGAUGUUGUUGUGUAUGUUUCUUUACGUGAAAACAAACACACACAGUAGAACACCAUGCGAUGGCAAACUUUGUGGUUUUGCUCGGUCAGAGUUCAGUCUGACGACCCUGAAACAUACUCACAAUGACACAGGCGAUGUUACAAGCCCGUAGGGUCAGCAAUAAAUUGUAUUUUUGUAAAUUGCCACUUUUUAACGAUAUGUUCAUAUUUAAGAAUCGAAAACUAGUCUAUUGCUCAGUGGGUGUAUAGUUGUGUCCCAACUGUUUGUGUCUUUCCAAAGGAAAAAUGUACAUUUCUGAGGCGCUGGGGGCUGAGGAGUAACCGAGGGCACUGCUGGAGCCCAAAUGCGGAUGACGGCGUUGGCCAUUGCUUUCAGCUUUGCAGGAAGGUGGGGAGGAAAACGCACGCGUGCAGAGGCACACGCACCAAGGAUACACUAUUGUACACUGUUGUCACUGGUGGGGGGAGAAGGCUGCAGCACGGUGGCUGUCCUGCACGUCCCCCCCCCACGUGCCAGCCCCGGCGUGGCAGCGUGGCUGUGCUCUUGUGAGCAGGGCUUGCCACGGAGGGGGUUUGCUGCCCUGCAAGGAGAGGGGCUGGGGGCGGUGGGUGCGCCGGAUGGGGCUGUGCCCCUCCACAGCCCUGCUGAUGGUGGCACUGGGCUGCAUGGGGACGGGGAGGGCCGCGGGGUGGCACGGCUGUCUGUCGCUCGCAGCCUCUCCGCAGGGAGCGGGGGAGGUUUGCAGGGAUGUUUACAUGUGAGAUUGGCCUUGCUAAAACAAGCAACCUAAAACAUGCACUUUAUCAUGCCCCCCCCCCCCCUUUAUUUCCAGCACCCACCCCAGCCGCUAGCGCAGCCGCUCACGGGCGGAGCCGUGUGUGCCAGGGAGCAAAGUCCCAGAGCCCCACGCAGGGCUGGCUCGGCCCUGCUCAGCCUGCCUCCGGCAGGGCACGACAGGCUCAGGGCCACGGGAUUUUUGCCUUAAUUAUCACUCACGCUCAAAACAUUAACGACUAAAUGAAUCUCUUUAUUCAGGUGAAUUCCUAUUCGUUUACCUCGGUGUUAGCUAGGACCUGUGUUUUUGGGAUCCCUUUGGAGUUGAGGGUUGCUGGUGGGCUCGGUUCCCCCCUGGGUGCUGAUGAGAGAACAGAAGUGUGAGCGGGGCUGCCUGCGCCAGGGGUUGGGCUCCAGCAUCAGCGACAGCCUGAGGCUUUCUAGCACACAAGCAUCUCUAUGCUAGCUCUAUCUCCCUUCAUAUAUAGAUAUACAGGUGUGUGUGUUUUUAAUAUACAUAUAUAUGUAUGUAUAUGUGUAUCUAUAUCUACAGGCCACACAAUUCCAGACCUCUGAAAACACAGGCAGCUUUAAUUAAUAAAGUCUUGCACUUUUAGCGUAUUUGUACAUAUAAGCUAAAGCCUGAUGGGUACAAUCAGGCUGGUUUGACAAACACGGUGAAAAACUGACUGUAUAUAUUGUAACAUAUUCCAUGUAAAAGAAGAAAAAUCCUAGAAGUGACUAUAAAUCUUGGUUUAUUUUAUAUGAUGUCAAAUAUAGAUACGUUUAUAAAUGUUAUUAUUCUUAAAAGUAUUUUGUAAUGGGAAAAAGGAAGUGUCUUAUGAAGAUGAAGAGUAAAGAUUUUAUUCUUGUCUUGAA